This is a messenger RNA of Gavialis gangeticus (Gharial), 1006 nucleotides long. RefSeq names its product family with sequence similarity 84 member A (gene LRATD1). The annotation marks the transcript as partial. The transcript has a single exon. NCBI's taxonomy places the organism in Eukaryota, Metazoa, Chordata, Crocodylia, Gavialidae. The record is from RefSeq and is a predicted model, not a curated record.
CCGCCGGCCGGGGCGCCGCGCCUGGCGCUCACCGAGGCGCAGGUGUCCGCCUUCCGCGGCCAGGAAUGCAUCUUCGCCAAGGCGGGCGAGCUGAGCCUGUGCCCCGCCGCCGCCCUGCCCGCCCUGUGCCAGCCGGGCGACCUGCUGGAGCUGCUGGCGCUGGGGCCAGCCGAGCACCCGCCGCACUGGGCCGUCUACGUGGGCGGCGGGCACAUCGUCCACCUGCACCAGGGCCAGAUCCGCCAGGACAGCUUGUACGAGGCGGGCGCGGGCAGCGUGGGCCGCGUGGUGAAUAGCUGGUACCGCUUCCGCCCGCUGGUGGCGGAGCUGGUGGUGCAAAACGCCUGCGGCCACCUGGGCCUCGAGAGCCACGAGAUCUGCUGGACGAACUCGGAGAGCUUCGCCGCCUGGUGCCGCUUUGGCAAGCGGGAGUUCAAGGCGGGCGGGGAGCUGCAGGCGGCCGCCGGCCCCCAGCAGCCGCCCCCCUACUAUCUCCAGGUCCACCUGGGCGAGAGCGAGGUGCACACGGUGCGGUUCCACAGCCUGGAGGAUCUAAUACGGGAGAAGCGCAGGCUCGACGCCAGCGGCAAACUGAGGGGCAUCAAAGACCUGGCAAUAGUGGAUGGGAAAGAAUAAGGAGCAGCAGCAAGUGCUGCCUGCCUUUGCCCUGCACCUGCCUCAGGCAGAGGUGGGGGGGUGGGGAGCUGGACUCCUCCUGUCCGUGGGACCCGUUGGAAACCAGGAUCCAUGGCGACAUUCCAAAAAAACCAAACCAGCAUCCUCACACCCAUAGCCACUUUUUUUUGUUUGGCUUCUAAUGACGUGACUAAGGACGACCCCGAGAGAGAGAGCGAAGAAAAGAGGGUGCGUGUGUGCGUGUCUCUGUGUGUGUGAUAUGGGGGGGAGGGAGGGGGCGGGGAAAGCAGCGUGCAAAGUGUGUGGACAAAGUGGCUCCUGUCCUGUUUUCGGCCAUUAGAGCUAACAAUAAAAUUUCAAAUUGCUUUUA